This is a messenger RNA of Postia placenta MAD-698-R-SB12, 852 nucleotides long. RefSeq lists its product as hypothetical. Lineage: Eukaryota; Fungi; Basidiomycota; Agaricomycetes; Polyporales; Adustoporiaceae. Gene Ontology annotation, molecular function: aldehyde-lyase activity. The record is from RefSeq and is a predicted model, not a curated record. Gene Ontology annotation, cellular component: cytoplasm. The coding region runs from base 1 to 852 and encodes 283 amino acids. The transcript is spliced from 7 exons.
AUGACAUCGAUCCAGCCCGGAGCUGCUGAAUCGAUACAAGCCAUCGCUGGUCUGGGCAGCUCGGCACCUAGUGUGCUUGUCCGCAUCCCCGCCACAGGUCCUUGUGCGGAUGGGAGUGCAAGCUGGCAGAUCAAGUAUGUUCUGGAUGCGGGUGCACGAGGCGUUCUAGUACCUCUGGUCUGUACUGCAGCGCAGGCAGCGUCUGUAGUCGCAGCAGCUCGCUUCCCACAGAAGCGGAUUCUUUUGUAUCCGCUUGAGGGCGUUGCCCGAUGCCGGAUAAUACAUGCGCGUGCUAUGCGAGUAGAAGUAAACGAGGUCGUUGGCUGUCCGGUAGCAUGGGGGAGAGUGAGCGCGUGCAGGGGCGGAGGGUGGUGGUGUAACAUCAUCUGGGGGGGGGGUGCGAUCGUUUCCGCCGGCCGCGAAGCAGCCGGUCGCCUUGAUGUAUUCGAAGAGGAGCGGGAGAGCGUCGGGGUCGUUGAGCAGUACGGUGUCUUCAUAGGGUCCUAUGAUCUCUCCCUUGCUUAUGGGUACCCCCCGCCGUUACCUGAUCCUCACCCCGAUGUUGAGGUCAUGAUCCAGGAUAUCUUACGCAAAGCGCGCGCAGAAGGAAAAAAAAGUUCGGUGGUCUUUUUCUUGCUGAUGCUAUGUGCAUUCCUGCAAGUGUUCAGAUGCCUUGGACUUAGGUAUCGAGCUACUGGGCUCGAAGCCCAGCCAGCGAGCACAGGAAGGAUUCGACACGGAUAUCCACAGAUCUACGUCACUUCCGAUAGCGGAGCCAUGACACAGGCGCUAGCUCAGAGUCUCGCGGUUGCAGCAGGACAGGCCCCGAGUGACAAGAGAUUUGGUUAUUGA